Molecule: messenger RNA, 2130 nt
Organism: Fomitopsis serialis
Lineage: Eukaryota; Fungi; Basidiomycota; Agaricomycetes; Polyporales; Fomitopsidaceae
Exons: 14
Coding region: 1-2130 (709 amino acids)
Source: RefSeq, a predicted model, not a curated record
AUGGCACAUGCCAGUGGUACUGAAGUGGCCGUAGUCGAAGAAGCUGGUAACAUUACGCAUACGACCUCAAGCAGUACAGUAACGGUACAAGAGCCUGCACGCCGCGCGAUAGGUCCAAGGCGACCGUCUAGGUCCCGUCGUAAAAUCCCUGUAGCACCGUACAACCCUGCGUCUAGGCCUGCUGGUAGCAAUCAACAGCAGCCAGCACACUUCCCACUGCCGCCCUGCCCCAGGAGUGGCAUCCAGUGGAUCGCCAGCGACAUGCAGCCCCGAGCAGCCUGGGAGAUGUCGUCUAAACCCCAUGAAGCUGCUAACACGUCCGUCGUCAAUUUCCUGUCGACUCUCACUGCAUACGACCAGAAGGAUGAUAUCGCCGGCUGCGCGGACUCACUCUUUGCGCCUCACCAAGCUUCGUACGGCGACAAGAGUGAGACGUUGUCUCAGCUAGUAAAACGUUGCAAGGCGAUGGAGAGCAAACGCGGUGUAUUUGACUUCCAUUUCAUGGUCGCCCUCAUGAGGGUGAGCUUCGAGUGCGCAAGUUUGUCCGGAUGGGCCGACGUCAACAUCUCAGCUUUAUGGCGCGACCACCUUGCGAGCGAGGCCAAACCGCCCAGCAUCCGAACGUUACAAUACUGGUAUUCCAGAGGUACUAAGUUGGCAAGGCUUGCAUCAGGAGGAACCGUUUACAUGCUUGUGUGGAUGGCAUACACCAACUUACGUGUGCCGUUCAUUGAGGCGAAUGGCAAUCUGGCAUCAGACCUCGCCAACAUAUUGCGAUGCCCAGAUGCUGAGAGCCCAGUGGGACGACAAGUCCUGCAGACUGUCAUUCCCACUGUGGCGUUUCUAUCCGACCAGUCCCCUAUACGACUGGGCGACCUAUUCACAGUAGAUACACUCACCGCACUGGGCGUCUCGGCUGACAGCCUAUGCGGCGACCUCAAUAUCUCUGACAGGUUCUUCAGUGCUCUUCCUUCAAACUCUUUUACUGCCGUCCCACGCAACCCAGAAGCUUGGGCUCAUUUUGGUUGUAGCCAGAGAGAAGAACCCCUUUCCCCUCUCACACCGCUGUCACAAUUGUCACCACUACUCGAAAUCGAUCGCUUCCCUUGUUCGCCUGAACGCUCAGUGUCCGCUUCCACUAUUCGCGACGACGCUGGAUUCGCUACAACUGCAACGAUUAUCGCAUCAAAGUACGAUGCAGACCUAACGCACAACCGACAGUUCAAACCUCCUAGGCAUAGAGAGAAGAACGCACGAUGGACUGAGCUUCAACGGUCCGUGGCAAUGGAAGCCAUGGAACCUUCAAGCCUAGAUGAGCUGCGAUCACUGCUACAGACACAGUAUGUGGACGGCAUGCGCCCAACCAGCAAGGGAUACGUCAGGCUCAAACGAGAUCUAUUUGAGGACGUACUCGCUAUACAGUCUGUACAGUCAGGCGUUAUCGCAAAUAUCUGCAAAUCAAUGCCGCAGAGCCUGCGAGACGGUCUGACGGAUCGUCUCGCAGCGUGCCUUGAGCCUGAUGCCCUGAAGGCAAUAGACACAGCUCAGGUUGGCGGUGACCAUGUCUUCCAGGUCAUGCAUUUCUCUUGGUACAAUCGCCACUGUACCACUGGAAAAGACGCUCCAGUGAACGUGCCGCCUAUGACCAUGAAGAGGACUGGCGGUCUCAAGACUAACUAUCAUCAGUUCAUUCCAUACCCGUCCAAGGACAUGACGCAGUCUACAAAUGCAUCAAUUUACCAGUCCGUGAAGAAUAUCUUAGGACCUGUGUUUGACUGGCUCGACGCGAAGGUCGAGCAGCAGUUCACGUUCCGCGCGGUGUUCGUCGGGUGCGUGUUGAGGCUGAGCGUGGUCAUCUCGGAGAGCAAUGUGUAUCUGGGCCUCAAGACGGGCUGGACGCGCCGAACUUCGCAACAUGCGACACCUGAAGUCAUCAAAGCUCUUCGCACGCCCUCAGCCUCUCUUCGCAAGACGGCGUUGUCGCCGCAUCGCAAGGCGAACAAGGAGCCGGACGCCUCAAAGCCCGAGGAACGCACGCCGGUGCGCAGGGUGCGAGCGAUCGCGGUGCGCAGGGUGCGAGCGACAGGCGGACGCGAUAUGCGGGCGGCGGGCGCGGUGCGCAGGGCGUGA